This is a messenger RNA of Closterium sp. NIES-67, 786 nucleotides long. The record is from the annotation of a GenBank genome assembly. Lineage: Eukaryota; Viridiplantae; Streptophyta; Zygnematophyceae; Desmidiales; Closteriaceae.
ACUGACCAGCGUUGGCGGAACUGGUGGAGCAGUUUCGCUGCCUGGUAGGAGCUGGGGUCCGCAUUGAAAAGUCUCCUGGCCCCUGUGUCAGCCAGCAGCUUCAGGAAGGUAGGGACCUCGGCGCAGGGGCAGCCGUAUGUCUCGACUGCAAGUGGGAAAAAUCCGACAUACGGAGCCCGAUUUCGGUAAUGGGAGAUUUUCUUGUCGGCUUGCUCCCGGGCCAUGUAUCCGCGUCCUUUUCUAGCCAUCUCGGGCCAUCCGUAUGCUCUCGUCCCGCAGGGCAUUAUGGGUGUCAGUCCGUCCGUGCCCGGUGCCACACCGAAGCAGGUGGUUGGGCAGCCUGGUGUCGAGGAUUUCGAAUUCCUCGGCGCAGUUGCAAGUGCGGGGGGCUGGGAAUGGAAGGCCGAGGCGGAAGGCCAGGGCAAUGGCGAAGUGUGGAGCUUCGAGGCGGAGGGAUGGGAAGAUGGGGAUGGCCUGAAGCCAGUCCCCUGCUCCAUAUCCAGCCAGGGAAAAGAGGCGUUGGGUGUGCCCAGAGAGGAUAAGCGGUGUUGGAGUGGGGAGCCGGAGGGUUCCGUCCUCUCGGAGUGCAGGAGCUCCCGGGCUCGUGGGGGCAUCGCCGUUUCACACUUCGCCAGCCAGGUAUGCAAGUGGGUGGGGCUGGUGAAAGGUGGCGUGAGGUGCCGGACAGCGUCGGCCAGGGGCCCUCCUGACGCUGCUGGGAGGUCAGCCAAGAGGCCCUGGGCUUGGGUGAGGCUGGUGAGGUAGGCUGGGUAUCCCUCAAUUGCG